AUGGAUGAAAUUUAUAAGAUCGCUUCCACAGAAAGGGUCCUGAUGUUGGAGAAAGAACUGGCUGCACAACUGACUGAACAGAAGUCUGAGAUCGAGGGUCUGGCAGAGACUCUUCGGGGACCAACUCGUGGAGCUUGCAGGUUCGAGCUCCUUCCCACACCCGCUCUCGGCCUUUAUGAGGCUGCAGCUGGAUUCAGGCCCCGAAGCCUUCCCGACGGCCUGGUGCUCCCUGCGCGGCCACCGCCUCCACGGGGACGGGGACGCGAGCUGACGGUCUGUUUCGCCUUCCCUGAAGCUUACCCACGGGUACUGGUAGGGCCACAUGAACAGCAGCGGGCCCAAAGCCCACUGCCCGUGAGCCUCAUCUCCCGGGUCGCACCCCGGCAUCAGGCCCCACAGGAGCGCGCCUGGGCCUCCCCACGUCAGAGCUCCCGCUCUGUUCGAAUACCAAAGGACGUUUCUUACUUGAGAAGCCAAAAGGAACUGACUCUGAAGAAAAUGUUGCAGGUGGCCGGGGCAAAGCCCUUUGCUGUUCAAGCUGAUGUCCUGCAGAGGGAGCAAGAGAGCUACCUAAGAAGGGAGCCCACGCCUGAAAAUUCACCUUUGCUUUUGUUGCAGCAUCGCCCAGAGAGAAUCGCCCAGCUGGCCCAGAGCAGACGGCUGCGCAUGCUCGGGUGGGAGAGGUUUUGCCAGCACAGUGAGAUCAUGGAGCAACUGUGCCCUCUUCACAAGUCCCUGCUGACUCUCGAGUGCCUGCCCUCCUUGGAGCCCCAGAAGCCAUGCUUGGCGAGCCUGAGACACUGGCCUUCCCUGCCGCGUGCUGCCUUUACGUCCUCCGCCCUCUGCACUGUCACCCACCUGUAUGCAGCUGGCGGCACCAGGCAGACCCGGAGGCCCGGGGCUGUCUCCCUCCUGCUGGGGGGCUGGGGGCCUGCAGAGCGCGGAGCAGGGGGGCCGCAGCUCUCUCUGCAGGGCCGGGCCCGCCUCUGCUCUGCCCUGACUCACCAGCGUUACUUGCAGCUCCUCAGCAGUUGCUUUGAAGCCCACCAGCACGUCCUGGACCCCGAGGAGAGGGUCGCCUUAGCUCAAGUGAUCACUGACGUCAUUCAGGUGAUCAAUGACGUCAUGCACAGGCACCCGCGGUUUGACGUCAGCCGCCCUUGCGUCAUUAUGGCCUACCAAGACGAGUGCGCCUGCCUGCGGCUCCCCCUGCGGCCGCUGCACGGUGUCCUCGGCCAGCACGGGAGUCCACGGGGGCUCGAAACCAUUGCGUGUGAGAGCUGGCGGGCACGGGCGGGAACCCAGAGCAGCGUUUUCCUUCCAUUCUGGAUGGAGCGUCAGCGGGCGUGUGUCCAGGGGCUUUGGCGAGAAGGGGGCUUAGAUGAUAGCAGUAACUUCGGGCUUCCCCUUAACGUACUACGCAAGCGACUUAUUUCUAUCAACAAUAGCCGCCCAUCUUUGAAAAACAUUUAUCUGCUGGAGUCCCACCCUUCCCUGGGCCUGGUGUCACUCAUCCCCAGGGCCCUGGAACACCUCUUCCGGGAGGCCUGCCACGCCUGCAGACCCGCAUCAGCCAGCGGCCUGGCCUCGCUGGAGAGACGCGUGCUGCUGCUGGCCCUGGACACGUGGCUGUCCCCGGCCAAGCCCGAGUCCCAGUACAGCGCCCAGCUCCAGAAAGCUGAGGGUUCUCUGGGGGGGCAGGUGGGUCCUCGGGAAGAGGAUGCUUCCUCCCGAUGUCACUAUUUAGCAUGUUUUUCUUUUUGGGUCUAUUCCUCCCCUGUUUGGCCAAAGACAGAUCACAGUCCUAGGCCUUGCCAACAUUUUUAUGUGGUUUUUCUUUCAUGUUUGUUCAAAUCUGCUAGUUCAUCAGGAUGCUGCUCCAAUGUUCCGCCCAUUGCCAGGAAGAAAACCCUCAUCCUAGCAGCAGCUCAGGAACCUACACUACUGAAAUUUGGGGCUGAAUGUGCCCAGGCUGCCGUGCUGGGCACCAAGGGCUGUUUAGCAGUGACCCUGACCAUCACCUACCAGAUGCCAGUCACACCGCCGCGCCUUCCAGGCUGUCAAGAAGGGAGGAGGGAAAACGAGGAAACUGUGGAAUGCUGGCCCCACAUUGAAACUGCGUUCAGUAAGGACCAGUGCCCUCCAGUCUCCGGGCCGAGAUGCCAAGUCGUGUAUAGCCCGCGAGAGCGGUCACUGCUGACGGCCGGAGCUGAGCGCGCCCCAGUCCCCGCAGAUCAGAGCCUCCUGAUGGCCUCGGCGCCAGAACAGCGUCGCGUGUCUUCUUGCAGAUAUUCUCCUCCCGCGCUCGUCUUUGCCAUCUCCCAGGCGGAUGAUAACCAGGUUGGCAGAUUCAGCUUUUACACAAAGGAAGCCAUCCUUAAGCUCUUGGUCCAUUCAGGAGUGGAGAAUAUGCAAGUGACCCUUGCCUGCCAAGCUGCUCAGAAAAAUGCUUUGAUGGCGGCUGUCCAGCAGGCAUCUUUCUAUCACACACUCCCCAAGCGGGCCAUCCUGCUGAUGCCCAGCUGCAAAGGGGGCCCAGUGCCCUGGUGCCGGGCUCCGGGCUUUGCACCCCACCUGGGCCCUGGCACUGUGGCAGGAGGGUGGUGGUGUAGACCUUCCACUACCCCUUUGGAGAGAAACACUGCGCUACAUGAACCCUCUCAUGAUCCGCAGGAGUUCUCAGCCCGGCCACGCCGCUUGCUGUCUGCCGACGGGAAAGUCUUCCUCAAUUUAUGGUUCACACCCUGUCCCUCUGAAGCGUUGGUCAUGUUCAAAACUCUGCCAGAAAAGGGACAUCUAAUAACUGAAAUCUUCUCUCAGCUCCUCGCAUUUUCGCCUGCUGUAUCACAGUCCUGUCGGGCUUCAUGCUUCCAUGAGUUCUGUUUCUCCCUGGUCAUGAAUGGACACCGACUCCGGCUCCCAGUGUUCCUUAUCAAUCCUCAAACUCGGUCUGAGCUUCAAGAGCUGCAGAAAAUGACUGACAGCCUGCAGAACCCCCAAGACCCCACCACCCAGGCGCCCCUGCGAAGGGAGGUGCUAACCCUGCAGUCUGACACUGCAGCGAGGCACCUCAUCCGAACUUCCUUGGCUGCUGGAAAUGCGCCUGCCUACCGGUCUGUCACAGACGGCAUGAACCACGGCUGACGCCCCUGAGCAGCUCUCUCCCGGAGCGUGUGUGCUUCCCGGCUCAGCCUGCCCCAGCCACUCAACCCACAGAGCCUCCAGGCAUUUGUGCUAUUCCCUUGGAGAAUAUUGCUGGAAGAUGGGGGACCGUUUCCGGUUAUAAGUGGCUGUCCAGAUACCCUAGAAUAUGAUAUGCAGCUGUGCCUCUGUAGGCUGAGUGACUGUGACCUGAAGGUAGCUCAUGGGGAGCUCGUGGGCCUCCACCUGCUCAUGGACACCGUACUUCUGAGCAGCUCUCCUGUGAUGGUGGAGGGGCCCCCAGGACCGCAGGCCACACUGGGCAAGAACACACAGCUAUUCCUGGCCAAGAUGCCAGGAUGCAGAAGUCAGCACCAAAGCAGCCCGAAGGCCUGGACGCUGCUGGGAGGCCGGCGUGAUGCCCUGACGUCCGUCGCUUUGCUGAGAUCGUUUCUGGUGCUGUGGAAGCAGCUGGAGGUGCUCAAGGACCCCUGGGGCCGACUCAGGCUGCGAGGCUGGGACAUGGAUCCCGUCUCCUUCCACAAACAGUUCUCAGAGCUCUAUGAAGCGAACAUUCUCUAUCCCAGCAUGAGAGCUACAGCCCGGCUGAUGGGGAAAGAAGGUGAAUUUGAAGGACUCCUAAUAAGUAGUCAGUCUAUUCUUCCCCCCAGAGGAGCUUCAGAAAUCGAAAUAAAAACUCAGCAGCUUCAGAAACUUCUGGAAAGUCUUGAAAUUCAUAUGAUCCAGGAGAUAUUAAGAAAAGAUCACAGAGAGAAAACACUGGUUGUUUCAGAAAAGUCCAAGGAGCAGUGUGCUCUUCCUACAGCAGGGCCUAGCAUGGCGAGGUCUGUAGGGGUCACGUGCCUGGCGGUGACUCGGGACCCGGGCUGGCAGCACCCGCCUCGCGUGGGGCCGCACACAGGGAAGCAGGCCCCACGCAGCCCGGCCAACACGCACGUCGCAGAGCUCAGCCACAGCAUGACCGUGGAGGUCGCGGCCCUGAGAGCCCGGCUCACAGGUCUGGAAGAGGAGAACGUGAAUCUCAAGCAGCAGAUUAGGGAAGAAGCCCAAGAAGAAUAUGAAGGCUUAAUCCAAGCUUUGUUUGCGACGUGUUUACACAUAAAAGAGACGCUGGGUGGGAAUCAGCUGGAUCUGAUCCAGGCAGUGUGCGGCCUCAUCGGCGAGGUAAGACCUGAAGGGGCCGACAACCCAAAGGGCCUGAAGGCCAAGAGGGGCUCUGCCCACUCUGAAGAAGGGCAGACGGAGGCUCUGCGGAGGGCGCUGGCCGGCAGCCGGGCUGGCAGCCUGAGGACGCGCGGGCAGCAGGAGAGCCAGGCUCACCUGCUCGGUCAGAGCGGAGUGACCCGGGAAGCCGGCCUCCGGGGCAGGGCCUGCAGCCCCUUCCUGAGAGGCGGGGAGGGCCUCCGAGCUGGGCGGCUGCCGCAGAAGAGGCUCCGGUGA
Manis javanica (Malayan pangolin) is the source of this 4602-nucleotide messenger RNA. NCBI's taxonomy places the organism in Eukaryota, Metazoa, Chordata, Mammalia, Pholidota, Manidae. The record is from RefSeq and is a predicted model, not a curated record.